Messenger RNA from Diabrotica balteata, 342 nucleotides. NCBI's taxonomy places the organism in Eukaryota, Metazoa, Arthropoda, Insecta, Coleoptera, Chrysomelidae. The record is from the annotation of a GenBank genome assembly.
AUGGAUGCACAGCGUUCUCUUAAACCUAUUGAAGUGUACUUGGGAGUACCAUACGCUACUCCCCCUGUUAAGUCCAAUAGAUUUAGCCCCACUCGAACGCCAAGUCCUUGGCAGGGAAUACUACUUUCUGAUAAAUUAGGACCCGUAUGUCCACAAAAGCUGCCCGAUAUUACCAACGAAACAGCUGCAUUAGAAAGAAUGCCGAAAGGGCGAUUAGAGUACUUAAAACGGCUGUUGCCCUACCUGAAGAAUCAGAGUGAAGACUGUUUAUACUUGAAUAUAUAUGCACCAGCAGAUGGUUUAAGAUUCGAUUCAAGCGCUAUUACAUGUAAUUUAAGUUAA